AUGUCGGCCAUAAGUGUAAGUUGGCUUAAUGUAUCGUGGGGUGCUGUCUAUAUCGAGACCAAUUACGGCCUCAUGCAGCAUUCUCCUAAAGAAAUUACGAAUAAGUUAUUAGGAGCUUUGGAUUCGGAGUACAAUGUUGUGGAUAUGCCUACUGUAUUUGAAGUUGUGGCUGUGUUGGAGAAAACACCUAUCACACUGGAAAUACUUGAGACAACACGACUGGGCAAACUUAUCAACGAGUGUCGGAGAAAAACCAACAAUGAAGCGUUGGCGAAACGAGCUAAACUUCUGGUACGUCAGUGGCGUGACAUGAUCAAUGAAAACUCUUCGUCGCAGUCAGCAUCAGCGAAUCGCGCCUUAUCGCCGGCAAUAACUCCGAACGUGAUAGCUCCAGCGUCGACUUUGUCGUCGUACUCUUCAUCUUCUUCAUCGUCCGCAUCGCUCGCAGUGCCUCAGCAUAAUGGCACGAACGCGAUACGUUCCUCUUUACACAGAUCCGCCGAACGCAUCGGUACGCCGUCUAUAUCGCCAGCUCUGUCAGUGGGUCGAAACGACGGAAUAGUGAGUCCUGCAUCUUCCUUGUCGCCGGGUGGACGCGACCCUAAAGUAGAAUCCGUGCCUAAAACGCACGUAGCCAAUAAACGUUUAAGGAAAGCAGCGUCGCCAGAUAUCGGCGAACCGCCAGCCAAAGCGAGUAAAGCAAACGGUGCUAUGUUCGUCGAUAAACCUCGCGACAUUUCAUUGCCGCCGUCGCCUGUCGUCGUCGCCGCCGCUGUAGCAGCAGAAUCAGAACCUGCGACUACGGAAGACGACGAAUACUCGCGUUUACGCGAUCAACCGUCGACUGUGAUGAUGGCUGACGACGAUGCACCGUCUAUCGAUGGUCACCCUUCUACCGUGGUUACUGAAAGUGUUCCACAGCCUGAUCCGGCGUUGCCUAAGAAACGUAGUCGUAAAAAAGCGAACAAGAAACGCGUCACCGAGGACGAUCUUCUCAAGGAGAAAUUAGUCGCUAUGUCGAAGACUGCUCGCGUUAAAACCACCGAAGAACUGGUGGCCGGAUUGAACUCGCGAACCGAAGCGUCCACCUCAAUCAUGCCUAGUCUUUCUAAUAAUAUCCACUCUACCGACGGCGAUCCUACGUCGUCCAACUUUGCCGGAUCCGGAAUCGCCUCCAUUACCGAAUCUGCUAAACUAGAACAACACCUCAAGCUCGAUCCGGAGACACGAGUGGAACGAGAAAUAGCCUCCAUUACGGCCAAAUUACCGCCUUUAAACAUAAACGAAAUAAGUUGGAGUUCGCCCGAACCGUCGCCUCCUUCUACUCCUAAACCAAUCACAGAUGAAGAUGUGGAUAGAUACUUACAGCAGCAAUGGGAUGGCGUUAAUGGUUGUAUGACACAUUCACCUUUUACUCGUAUACCAGCUGCCGAUGGGACCGCAGAAUCCAGCGAUAACCAAAAUAGUGAGUUUAGAGAAUGGCACGAAAUGGUCGCCAGAAGAACGUUAAACGAUGAUUUAAUACAUAUACUGCCGUACAGUAUAGUCGACUGAUUCAGCGUUUUGUUUCUUUUUUUUUGAAAAGUGUGAUUAUUUUAUAUCCUGUUUUCUCCUUCUUCCCUUUUUACUCUCCCCAGUCCCUCUUUCUUAUUUUUUGUUUUCAAUUUUCGUCUCUAUCGCUUCGAUGUGUAAAAGGUUCAAUAAUGAUGUCGAAAGUUUGCUUUAGUCAGGAAUAACGCGUGAUUCAGGUGCUCGAUUUCCUUCUUAAAAAAAAAAUAUAUGGCCAUGCUUGAUGAAGUGUGAUGUUUGUGCCGAAUUUUUCGAUUAAAUGUGAUCUCGAUCCAAGUUCAACUUUUGUUGCUGUGACAUCGUUGUAACUGAAGCACGAAGAAAGGAAAAUUCUUGGGGUCAAACCGAAUGAGAAUAAAAUUCGUCUUUUGAGUUUUUAUGGAGAUGGAAUGAACAUAUGAUGACAUUUUUUCAGAAUUUUCCUCAUUUAUUUUUGUUCUUGUACUUAGUCCGGUUGUUUCAAAUAUUUAUUGAGACGAAAUCCAUUUUCGAGAGUCGAAGAUGCCCCUGAUCCAAAUGUAGCAACGAAGAGAAUUUUUUUUUUUUAAAUCAAAGCUUGAAGAAAUAAUUUUGGAUGAAUCCGAUGAUCCCUUAAGUGAAUCGAGACCCAAUUUUUGGAACAGUCACGAGACCUACUUUUGUUUUUAAUUUCAAAAAUUCAAAUUUGCCAAAUUUUGUCUCCACUUCUUGAAAAAAAAAAGGGAGAAAUGAUAACGAUGUUACUAAGAAUAACUCUCCAAAUAAUUCCCUCAGAAUUGCUAUUUUUAUGUUUUUGAAACUUCGCUUCUUUUGCUCUUUCGAUCAUCCUUGUAUUUUUUUUGCAAAUGUUGAGCCUCAAAGAAUCGUGCACCUCAGCUGAUUUGUUUUUGAACUACGUAGAAUAUGUCGUAGCAAUGCUAGUUGAAGUUGGAUAAGGAAAUAUUCGAGCAGGAUUACGUUUGUCUUAUUUGGUUUCAUUUUUGGUUACUUUGAGUCAUUUGUUUUUUUCAUUGAAUACUCAUAAAAGAUUAUCCCCAACUCCCAACAUACUUCCAAUCGAUAUUGAAAAAAACGUAUUCUCAUUUUUGUCGUGGUUUAUUGUAUGGCAAGGCGAGGUGGGUGUAUUCGUAUUGAAAAUAUAAUAAAUUAAAAAAAAAUUAUAAUAGGCUUGUAUAAAAAAUCAAUUGAAAAUUUUGAUUUGUUAUAAUAUUGAUUACAAAAUGUAAGAAUGGAAUCUUCAUUUUACGUUUUUCUCGUUUUGAUUACAAAAAGCGUCGUGAAAUGAAUUUUCUAAUUAUUUACGAGCUUGAUUACCGUUGAAUAAUUUGGCUUCAGUAGCGGUCAUAUCAGAGAUUCUUGUAUUAUUUUUCGUUUCAAAACUUAAAAACUCGUUUAUGGGUGAUAAUGUUACUACGAGGUUUGUGCUAUGGUUUUAUUUUUUUCUCAUUUUGAAUAUUUCUUAUUUCUAAAAUACACAUACGUGUUUUGUGAAACGUUGAAGUUGGAAGGUAUUUUAGUUUAACGAUGGUGUAAUUUUAUUUUCAUUUUGAAAUUUAGAACAAUUUUUGUUCAGCUUUUGUUUGCUGUGCUUGUUUAAUGUUUAAUUACUAUAUCGUGUAAUCUUUGAGUAAGAUUUUAUGAGAUUUGUUUGUGUGAUGAAUUAGAAUUAUAUCCAUUAUGUGAUGUUGAAGCUUUUGAGCGCGACAUUUUAUCUCUUCGAGUUACGAAUGGUAAAAAACUUCACUCGAGUAUAAAGGCUUUGUUUCAAUUACUCCGCUAGUUAAUGUAUGUAUCAUUUUUAUGUUUUGUUUUUUGUUAUGUUUUUUUUCCUUUUGACGCUUUGAAAAGCUUGCUAGCGUUAUUGACUCAAGAGUUGUUGGAAAAUCGGUGGAAAUUCAUUCUUGACUUUCGAAGUUACCGUGUAAAUCAUUCGAAUAUAUUGGGAGCUUUUUUUAGUGUGUAUAAUUUCCUAGGUAAUAUAUUAGUUACCAAAUAACUAAAUUAGUUUGUUUUUUUGUUAUGUUGCCGGACACUAAUAUAAGUGUCUCGAUGAUGUUAAGGUUGAAUUUCCACCUAACGCGCCUUCUGUUUGGGUAAAAUACUUGAUCAACUUCGACGUAUAGGUUUUUCCAUCUAUGAAACGCAUUGUUAUUGUUUCGUUUUAUUUUGAAGGUAUUUCAAUCUACAUAUAGUUUAUAAAUAUUUUUAAAAUUUUUAUAAACGAUAGUAAAACUAAGAGCUGGAUUAUUUGAGAAAAAAAAUCUACAUACGUGAAAUAAUCUAUGUUAUGUUUAAGACUGUUUUAUGUAUUAGGCGUAUUGUGUUGAAGAUGAAUUUGAUUAUCACAUAGAUUAUCUACAUUGCAGAUUCCACUGAGAUUGUCUUGCCUUUUUAAUUUUUUUCAUCUUUAUUAUUUGAUUUUUUUUUGAAAACAAUUUAAGGAAUUUUGUAAUGGGGAUUUUUAAAACAAAAACAUUUUUAUA
Molecule: messenger RNA, 4031 nt
Organism: Planococcus citri (citrus mealybug)
Lineage: Eukaryota; Metazoa; Arthropoda; Insecta; Hemiptera; Pseudococcidae
Product: mediator of RNA polymerase II transcription subunit 26-like
Exons: 3
Coding region: 1-1554 (517 amino acids)
Biological process (GO): positive regulation of gene expression; regulation of transcription by RNA polymerase II
Cellular component (GO): core mediator complex; mediator complex; nucleus
Molecular function (GO): transcription coregulator activity
Source: RefSeq, a predicted model, not a curated record